Messenger RNA from Fundulus heteroclitus (mummichog), 2330 nucleotides. Its product is annotated as histone H2A. Lineage: Eukaryota; Metazoa; Chordata; Actinopteri; Cyprinodontiformes; Fundulidae. The record is from RefSeq and is a predicted model, not a curated record. Gene Ontology annotation, molecular function: protein heterodimerization activity; DNA binding; structural constituent of chromatin. The coding region runs from base 1649 to 2089 and encodes 146 amino acids. The transcript has a single exon. Gene Ontology annotation, cellular component: nucleosome.
AUGCCAUGGCUUCUCUGGCUUUUGAUUGCUGCACGGAGCGCUUCUCGCUUUCAGGCUGGUGCAUAAAAGCACCAAGUUGUGCAGAGUAAAAGUCUGCCUAUUUGUGUCAUGAUCCAGGGACCAAUUUACCUUUGAACACUAUUCUGCUCCUAGAGCUGUGUGGACUGAUGCACUGCUCCUCUCGAGUUUUUUUUCCCCCCUCUAUUUCAUGUCAGUCAUCUUACCAAAUACCACCACUUUAUACCAGCAGACAAUCCCAGUAAAAUGCUGACAGGUGAGUGCCAUUAAUAUCGAAUGGAUAAAGUAGUAAAAUGAUGACUGUGGCAAGUAAACAUAACUAAAAACGAGGAUGUAAAUAAGGUGCAUUAAAACAUUUCGAUGCUAUGACAGCUAUUACAUUUUGCCAAAAUUCAUAAUCAUGUCACAUUUCUUAAUCCAGUCUAGUCAGUAAAUUUUCUCCAUUAAUCACCAUUUUUGUUUAUUGCACUACCAAUCAAUAACAGCUCUUAAAAGACAGCUUCACAGCAGCGGUCGUCUCCUUUGUCAGAGUCGCUACAGCAACUAACAGAAUCAGUCAGAGAGCUCCUAGCCAAAAAUUCCUACCAAGGAGUUUUAGCUUCAGAGAAGACUUUGAGAGUCUUUGUGAAUAUGGGCCCUGUGCAACAUCUACAAGUCCUAAAAGGACCUCACAAAGAGCUACUUUUAUCUUAGGAUUCUUUGUUUACCACUGGAACUGCUUAAAGGAGGUGAUCUGUGAUGCAGACUCUUACCUACAUUUCUUCACCAGAACAGUCUCAGGGGCUUGGAUUGGGGCUUCUUUGGAGCAAAGGGAAUAACUAAAGUUAUCGAAUCCUCUAACGAGGCCUCACCAGCAGGUGUAUAAUGCUGGGAACUCCACACUACGCAAGCCAUUUUGAAUUGAGAAAAUUCCCUGGAUGGGAAGCAAAACGUCUUCAGCUUCAGAGUAGAAGUCCAAUUUUUAAUUGUUUAAACCUUUUCUCUCUGCUCAUGGUGUGCCUGCUCUGCCAACUUAAUUUUAAAGUUGAAAUGGGUUUAUGCCAAUAUUUCAACUUGAAAAAAUAGGGUUUACUAAGACCUAAAACAAUGCAGUCUUAUUCACAUUUAUGAAAUGUGAAUUUACAACAAACUUCAUAAGGCAAUUUACAAGACAAAUGGGUCUCAGUCUUUACUGUGUGCUGCUCUGUAUGACUGGCGACUGAUACCUUGCCUCCCAGCCACUUUCCAGCAGCAGCAACACAGGAGUUUAAUAAAAGCUUUCUCUUUGUAGUUGUUUCUUUGUCUCAUAAGGGUAUUUGAACACUAUUAUGUGCCGCUCUGUGGAACAAUAUACUACCUAGUUGACUAGGGAGCUGUCUUUCUGGUGGGUGGUGCCUGGUAGGUGACAUUUCUGACUCCAGGGAACCCCGCUGAACCAAAAUUCAUAUUAAGAGUAAAAAUAUAAUUUAGACUGAUUUAGAUUUCAGAACAAGUUUGGGAAACGUAAAUCAAGCGAAACCCUUUAGCUCCCCGUUCUCAACCGGCUUCUGUUCCUCUCCUAAUAUGGCGGAUGGGUUGACCUACGUUUCACUGAUACGUACGUAACAACAGGAGCCAUCAUCAGGCACCAAGCUACACUGCAUUAAAGUGCAUGCGUCGCUCCUGUGUUCCUGCUCCUCUCUGGGAUAAAUCACCAUCUAUAGACAUGUCUGGCAGAGGGAAAACCGGAGGCAAAGCCAGAGCCAAGGCCAAGUCCCGAUCCUCCCGAGCCGGGCUUCAGUUCCCGGUCGGUCGGGUCCACAGGCUACUCCGCAAAGGGAAUUAUGCGGAGCGCGUUGGCGCCGGAGCCCCGGUGUAUCUGGCGGCUGUGUUAGAGUAUCUGACCGCCGAAAUUCUGGAGCUGGCAGGCAACGCAGCGAGGGACAACAAGAAGACCCGGAUCAUCCCCCGCCACCUGCAACUGGCUGUGCGCAACGACGAGGAACUCAACAAGCUGCUGGGAGGUGUGACCAUCGCUCAGGGGGGAGUGCUGCCCAACAUCCAGGCUGUCCUUCUCCCGAAGAAGUCCGAGAAACCGGCCAAAAGCAAAUGAAGGAAAAUAAUAAUGUUGAGCAACCGCUUUUCUGUCAGUGUCCCUUCUUGCUGCCUUUCUAACCUGAGGCAGCGCUGUGAUCUGUGUUGCUGUCUACAGUGAGCAGUCUGUCGCGUCAUUUAAGGUGGAGGCUGAGUGGAACAAUUUUUUAAGCAGUCCCAAACCAUGAUUUUGACAAGCUUUAAUGUAAUGGGCCUGUUGUUUAUCUGUGGUGCUCCCAUUAAAGGGUGUCUGAACUGCU